Humulus lupulus (European hop) is the source of this 2416-nucleotide messenger RNA. RefSeq lists its product as uncharacterized. Gene Ontology annotation, molecular function: ATP binding; hydrolase activity. The coding region runs from base 428 to 1189 and encodes 253 amino acids. The transcript has 5 exons. Lineage: Eukaryota; Viridiplantae; Streptophyta; Magnoliopsida; Rosales; Cannabaceae. The record is from RefSeq and is a predicted model, not a curated record.
CAUUAUUUUGAAGCUUUUAAAAAACAUGAAAACGUAUUUCGUCUCUGAGCUUCUAAGCUUCACCUUCCUCAAUCACAAGUAUAUACUGGAUUUGCUCAUGAGAGCUCAGUCAAUCAACUGAGCUUCUGAGCUUCACCUUCCUCAAUCAACAGAGCUCAGGGCGAUUUCUAUUAUUAAGGGCAAUGAUCGAGCAAGACAAAUUGCUAUAGUGCUAUAUUGAGUCAGAACAAGGCCUUGUCACAAACGUAUUCCAAUUGACUCAGAACUUCGGAAGUCAUGCUGGUGUAUUGAACUUAGCUCAGAGUGUUACCAACCUUCUAUAUCAUUUCUUUCCACUCUCAAUUGAUGUAUUGAACCCAGAGACAAGUCUGAUUAAUGGGGAAACUCCACUGUUGGUUGAAGUCAUGGCGAAAAUAAGUUUGGUUCUAUGUUCUGUAAUGGUGGAGAUGGUGGGAAAUUUGUUGGCUUUGGAGCUGAGCAAGCCAUCUUAGUAAGAGACGAUAACAUAAAGAAUGAGCUUUUAAAGUAUGUUGGAAAGCAUGCUCUUGUUCUAACAAUAUCAGAGUGUAAAGGCCUUGAGUUUCAGGAUGUGUUGCUUUAUAACUUUCUUUCUUCAUCACCAAUCAAAAAUCAAUGGAGAGUUAUAUACGAGUUUAUGAAGGAGAACAAUAUAAUUUUACAUGAAGUUCCUACAUCUUUCCCUAGUGUCAAUGAGGCCAAGCACCGCCUUCUGUGUUCUGAGAUAAAGCAACUAUAUGUUGCUGUUACUCGUACAAGGCAAAGGUUGUGGAUUUUUGAGAAUGAGCUCUCACAUCCCAUGUGUGACUAUUGGAAGGAACAAAACAUUGUUGAAGUUAGAGGGCUUGAUAAUUGUCUCAUUAAGGAGAUCCAAGUUGCAAGCAGCGUAGAAGAGUGGAGGUCACGAGGCAUGAAGUUUUUUUAUGCACAAAAUUAUGGGCCUGCCAGAAUGUGCUUUGGUAGAGCAGGAGAAGAAUUCUGGGAAAAAAGUGCUGAAGCGGCUGAGCUUCGCACGGUUGCUUUGUGUAUGAGUGGUUCAAAUACUAAACUGGUUGAUACAUAUCUCAGAAGGGCUGCUGAAAUAUUUGAUUGCAUUUGUAUAUAUGAACAAGCUGCUCAAUGUUAUUAUGCUGCAAAAGAAUACAUAAAAGCAGGUAUUUAUUUACUAUAAUACACAAAGAUAUAUUGCUAAUUUAUGUCCUUUCAAAUUUCAGUUUAGUACUUGCUUUGUCUUCUUUUGUUGGGGGCUAGUUAUUUUAGCAUUCUUUUUGAUAUCAUAAUUAUUCUGAGUACUGACACUAUGCAACUUUGAGGUUGUCAAGGCAGUCUUUCAUAUAGCUUUAUGUCAUUGGCACUUGUGGAACCAACAUAUAUUGAUAGAUAGAUACAAGUAGGAGCAUUUUAUAAAUUGUGAAUUUGUGAUGAUACUUGGAAUAACCCUUCUGUUUUGAUGGAAAGCUCCCCCAACCUUUUGAAUGAAUUUAGCAAGCUUUAAAUUGGUGUUUUUAUCUGCUAUGUAAAGAGAUCCUUCAUUACUAGUUCUGUGAUAUAUUUCUGCGCAUGUUCCAAUUGAUGAACAAAUACCAUAUCGAGGUCGAAAAGUGGAUACAACUCAGAACGUUAUGUGUGUAUGUUCAUUUGACAUGAGUUCACAUACGUUGUUCCUGGAUGGGAAGGAUCAGCUAAUGAUGCACGGAUUCUUCUAGAAUGUGCCACAAACGCAGAUUAUGGAUUUCCAAUGCCGCCCCAAGGAAAAUAUUAUCUUGUUGAUUCUGGCUAUACAAACAUGCUUGGUUUUCUUUCACCAUAUCGAGGAGAAAGGUAUCAUUUGGGCCAGUACACAGAUCUUAAUCCCAUAGGCAAAAAAGAGCUUUUCAAUUAUCGACACUCUUCCUUGAGAAAUGUCAUUGAGCGGUGUUCCGGCGUGUUGAAGGCUCGCUUUCCAAUCCUAAAACAAAUGCCUUCAUAUGAUCUAAGAAUACAAAAGUACAUUAUCAUUGCUUGCUGCGAGAUUCACAAUUUUAUAAGGACAAAUGCAGAAGCAGAUGUAUAUUUUGAUGGAGGUGAAGGAAAUUCUGAAGUACAGGCCACUACUUUACAAAGCGCGGAUGGAACUUUGAUUGAUAGUGUAGAGUUCAGUAUUUCUAGAACUCAUAUACGGGAAAUGGCUCAUGUUCGUGAUGAAAUUGCUGAUCAUAUAUGGAGAGCUAGUCGACGAUAGUGAGAUUGAGUAAAUACAUUAGUUGAUUGUUAUGACUCGUUUAAUACUUUACUUAAGUUUGGACAAUUAUCAGUUCAUACGUUUUUUAUUUUACUAUGUAAACUUUCUUGGAUAGAUAUUAAGUUUUGAAAUUUGAGAUUACUUAGAUAUUAUUAAUAUGAUCUUUUUUUACUAUAA